Penaeus monodon (black tiger shrimp) is the source of this 975-nucleotide messenger RNA. Its product is annotated as human immunodeficiency virus type I enhancer-binding protein 2 homolog. The record is from RefSeq and is a predicted model, not a curated record. Lineage: Eukaryota; Metazoa; Arthropoda; Malacostraca; Decapoda; Penaeidae. The transcript has a single exon. Gene Ontology annotation, cellular component: nucleus. The coding region runs from base 1 to 975 and encodes 324 amino acids.
AUGCAAGCCAUCGAAGUUUCCGAGCUAUCUCAGGGGCUUUUCCUGACGGGGGUUCUCGGCGAGGGAGAUGUGGUUCCUCCUUCACCGCCCAAAAGCCCUGUUGUUAAAAGAGAAGUGAUUUCUGCUCCUUCUUCUCCGUCUCAUCCUCCUGGCUCUGCGGAUUCCACGAGCAUGUUGGAUUUCUUUGACCUGCUGGAUAUCGACGUUUCGAAGCCCCUUUUUCGUUCCGAAGCUUCGGGUCCUCAAGAAGACACAAAGGAAGACUUAUCGGAGUUCCUGAUCGAUUUCUCGAGUUUCCAGAUCUUCGUCUCGGAGUUGUGCAGCGAGAAGUUGAAGUCUGAAGUCUCGGAUGCUUACCUGAAGGCUGAAGACCUGGACGCCGAAGAUAUUUCCAACGUCUCGGACAUCUCGCCCUUGGGUUUGGGUUCGGGUUCUGCAGACGUCCAGCAACAAUGGUCGGCGGAUCCCCAGCCCACUGCGACAGAGCAGCCGCCUCUCCAUCCUGCUCCCGUGUCUUCGCCAGGUGUUCCGCCGUACUACCAUUCCCCCGCCUUCAAUCCGUACGUUCCUGCUUCGGUGCCGAUACAGAACAUCGAAAUCAAGAUUCCUCAGUUCGCCUCCGAAGCCCCGCAGCCUAGUCCUCACCUCCCUCACCAGUACGCGGCCAAUUAUUACGUAGUGGCUCUCCCUCCCCCGUCCAAUGCCGCACAGCUUCCUUUCUCGGGCGCACAGACGGGUGUAUACUGGCAGACCAUGGCGCCAGCCCCUCCCUCGAGGAACAGGAGGAAACCAAGGGUGUGCUCCGUCUGCAACAAGACGUGCAAGAAUCCUUACGAACUGAAGCUCCACAUGAAUUCUCACACCGGAGCCAAACCUUAUGUCUGUAAAGUGUGUGGGGCCGCUUAUUCGCACUACAGCUCGCUGUCGACGCACCGACGGGACAAGGGUCAUGUCAAACGCGCAUUAGAAAAUUGA